Penicillium manginii is the source of this 582-nucleotide messenger RNA. RefSeq names its product DUF967 domain protein. The transcript is spliced from 2 exons. Gene Ontology annotation, cellular component: TRC complex. The record is from RefSeq and is a predicted model, not a curated record. Lineage: Eukaryota; Fungi; Ascomycota; Eurotiomycetes; Eurotiales; Aspergillaceae. The coding region runs from base 1 to 582 and encodes 193 amino acids. Gene Ontology annotation, biological process: post-translational protein targeting to endoplasmic reticulum membrane.
AUGGCUCUCUCUGCCCCCAGCACCAACCCCCAAGCUCUCAUCGCCCAAGAAGUAAGCCCUGAGCAGACCUUCACCACCUUCACCGCCAGCACAGCGUGGACCCUAGGCAACGCUCUCCGCGAACGCAUCCUCUCCCUCCCCGAAGGAACCCGCAGACCAUCCCUAAUCAACAUCGCCCUCGCAACCGCCACAUCCGGCGGCCUCCCGCCACACGUCGUCUUCCAGAGCGCAACGGAGAGCGGCACGAUCCCCGACAACGAGAACUGGGUGCGGCGCAAGCGCAACACCGUGCUGCGCUGGGGCGUCUCCAGCUGGGCGAUGAGACAGAAGAAUGUCUCGGCUCUGGCGGCGGGUGCGACGGCCGAUGAGGUUGAGGCUGCGUUUGUGAAGAAGUUUGCUCUCGCCAGUGCGAAUGGGGGUGCUGUUGCGGAUGAUUAUGCUAUUCAUGGGGGUGGGUAUCCCAUUCGCGUGCGUGGGGUUGAGGGGAUUGUUGCUGUUGUUGUUGUUAGUGGGUUGAAGCAGGAGGACGAUCAUCAGGUUGUUGCUGAGACAAUUCGGGAUGUCAUUGCCAAGGGCAAUUAG